Molecule: messenger RNA, 1034 nt
Organism: Eurytemora carolleeae
Lineage: Eukaryota; Metazoa; Arthropoda; Copepoda; Calanoida; Temoridae
Exons: 7
Coding region: 25-726 (233 amino acids)
Source: RefSeq, a predicted model, not a curated record
UACACUGUACAAUGUACAGGUCGAAUGUGUAAGCUGGAACGAUUGUACUUGACCCACAACCUCCUCACAAACAGAACUACCCGCAGAUCCAUCCCGUUCACAAUAUCAUUCUGCAGGCGAUUAGUAGAGGUGUACUUGGAUAACAACCAGCUGGAUGCUCUGCCCUGUAUUCUCUUACGAGUCCCAUCUCUGGAGCGGGUGCAUAGACAUGGAAACCAUAAUUAUUUCAAGAACACGUUUAUGUUCUACCACACUGAUAUACAAGACCGGAUAUUGAUGAUGCCAGGAAUGAAUUUAAACAAAAUGUUUCUGAGGAAGGAUUUAAAGAAUUUGGCAGCAGGCGCAGUUCUAUCAUCUCGUGUGGAUUUCUACAAUAAUCCUACAGUUCCACCAGGAGUUAAGGAAUACCUCUCUCUCAAAGCAAACAAUGCAGAGUUAUGCGACCAGUGUAGUCGUGUAUUGACCAGCUCAAGUCCCAGCUACCGUGUUUUUACCUUCAAGAAUCCAUACCUAGGGAACACAUGUGUUCCUUUCCAGCACACAGCGUGCACGCUCCUUUGCGCGGAGGAUAUAGAAAUACCUGCGCGUAGGGAACAGAUGAAUUCGGCGCGUCAACAAGACUUGGAAUAUGAACAAUACAUGCAGCAGUCGAUGCAGGAUAUGCAUCAAGAGCGAGGAAUUCUAGGAUCAAGAUCUGACACCCUCCGAUCAAAAACUUCAAGGUAAUUAACUAAUUGUAUAUAUGUGUUGUUGCAUAAGUUCCAUGUUUUAUUGCUGGAUGUCUCUGUAUUACAAUGAUCCAGUUUUUGUCAUACUAUGGCAAUUAACAGAGGGGUCAUGCUUAGAGAGAGAAAAACGAUUAAAAAAUUUGCGGAGGGUCCAUUGAGAAAUAACUCCGAUAGUCCCUUAAAGCAUGGAUAAUUUAUUUCACAAACAAAAGUUUUAUUUCACCAUAGACAAAAGAACUAACAAUUGAUAAAAUGUUUUUUUUUUAAUUGGACAUGAAAAGUCAAGUUUUGUCAUCCUUUAUCUAU